AUCAUAUUCGACAUGCGCUGCUUUCACUUCCUUCUUAUACUAUUCUCCGUUCCUUGACUAUUCGACAUUGGAAUUUCCGCAGCUCCUCCAUUCUCACGUUCAUUGAAGCUAUUGUUGUUGUUGUCUUAUAUAUCCUCUUCAUACGCUCCUUGAACGUGGUCUGAAAAGGUCACGUGGAAACGCUGUCAUUUGACCAUCCAACUUCCAAGACACGGUCAUCUGUCCCACUCAUGCUGCAUCGACAACGCAGUACUCGUCCUCUUCGUCAUCAUAACACGUUUUCGGACAUCUUGGAAGUCUUCCACUUGACGUGGGAAACCAAGACGGUAGCGAAGAAUACGGAGUACAUAAAACUACUUCCUCUUCACUCCUCGGACUCGUCUCGAUCAUCGUCACAAGAUAUGUCUCUCUCUUCGUCUUCACCCGUCAGCCCAACUUGCUCAUCAUCACGAACUCUCCUCACGAUUCCACCCGAGCUCCUCCUACAAAUCCUUACUCACCUCCCCUCUUCUUCCUCCCUCCACGCCCUAUCCCUCACUUCCCGCACCCUCAACACAUUCGUCCACACCCAUGCAGCAACAAUCACCAACUCACUCGUUUCAUUUCAUCACCCGAAAUCGUCACAGAUACUCAAGGCCCAUCAUACCGAGAACUCCGCCGGGUUCAUCGUCCCAACCCAUCCCUUAGUCCUCGCCGAAGAAAGAAGAAUACAAAGAGACAAGAUCCUAGCUUCGGGGUGCCACUGUCUACCUUGUCGACUUAUGCUCCACGCCGGCACUUCAUCAUCAUCGGACCUCUCACUGCGCUCAUCGUCAGAACAUGAUGGCUUAGUAGGAGCAUGCUUGCCAGCACAGUCAAUGGUAUCAACCAGAGGGAACGAAUGCAAAGCUCGAGCAGCACUGGAGAAGACAGUCAAGCUUACGGAGCCCGGACCACAAUUUCUUGUUUUUCUCGAACGGUAUGGAUGGGAGGUCGAAGCGAGAUGGGACAUCUUCGUGAAGCAACAACAUCAGACCGUCAAGGAAGAGGAAGAAGAUGUCGAAGAAACCCGAGCUGGAGACAAUGGGGAGGAACAGAAGAAGAAAACUUUCGACUUCAUGAUCGGGAACUAUUGCGUCCGUCGCUUCCUCGAAGAUACAGAGAAGGAGUUGACGAACUUCUCGACCGCGACCAAAAAGGCAAUCAGUCCCACUUUGACGAUCAAGGAACGACUCAGAGCCAAGAUGAACAAACAUCAUCAGGAGAAGAGAGAGAAGAGGAGGGGUGCCGAAGCCGCAUCAAGACCGCCUGCAGCGAGAAUGUUUGGGGAGAUAGAGAAGACUCCCACCACGACUGCUGUUGAGAGAGACAGCUGGAUGAAAGGGUUGACGUGGUAUCAUGGCUCGAAGUAUAUCUUGGAUCAUGAACAAGUGAUGGCAGAUCCGGUGACAGGAUCUGACGAGACUAUGAAGACCAAGAGCAAGCAGAAGACUCGGAACUGCAUCGGUGGAGUAAAGCGGGGCAUGAGAAGAGUGGGGUCAAGGAUUGGAAGUAUGUUCAGAAGAUUACGUUGCGUCGGGGACUUUCAGUCACUUGAUGAUUGAGGUCGAGGGUUCAAGAACAAACGAGGAAGGCUUAGAAGGCAGAAGAAGACCAACAUGUGCUGGCAUCAUGUAUGUUUCCAUCCUGGAAUAUUGUCGAAUACUCACAAUCCCAUUCCCAUUCAAUGAC
This is a messenger RNA of Mollisia scopiformis, 1710 nucleotides long. RefSeq lists its product as uncharacterized. Lineage: Eukaryota; Fungi; Ascomycota; Leotiomycetes; Helotiales; Mollisiaceae. The transcript is spliced from 3 exons. Bases 231 to 1583 code for a protein of 450 amino acids. Gene Ontology annotation, molecular function: protein binding. The record is from RefSeq and is a predicted model, not a curated record.